Molecule: messenger RNA, 1551 nt
Organism: Penicillium manginii
Lineage: Eukaryota; Fungi; Ascomycota; Eurotiomycetes; Eurotiales; Aspergillaceae
Exons: 4
Coding region: 1-1551 (516 amino acids)
Biological process (GO): negative regulation of transcription by RNA polymerase II
Cellular component (GO): chromatin; Sin3-type complex
Molecular function (GO): transcription corepressor activity
Source: RefSeq, a predicted model, not a curated record
AUGAAUUCUGGGAAUGAUAACUGGCACUCCCCCGCUGGUGGGCCUCCGUCGCACCCUGGCAUGGACCAGAUGAACCAACAACCUCGGCCCUUGGGGUCUUUCAGUCAAAAUCCGUCUCAACAGGGUCCCGCGUCGCAGCCCUCUGGCCCUGUCCUUCCUCCUCCGUCCGAGGAUGGACAACUAACUUGGCUAUGCCGCUUCAAAGGUCCCUACCACCCCGCCGGUCAGUCAGGUGGCCACUCCCUCCCCGGACUGGCAGAACUGAGCCAAAGCCACGGGGCUCCUCCACACCAACAACCGGCCUACGGACAGCACCCUGCUGGACCUUCCCACAGCUCGGGUCAUUCUCUUCCCGGAAUUGGCCAGGCCAUGUCGCACGCAUCUCCCCAGCUGAACCGUGACCGUGAACGGGACUCAAGGGAACGCGAGAUUCUGGAGCGCGAGCGCCAGCGGCAGGAAGAAAUGGCACAUCGAGAGCGCGACCAGCGCGAACGCGAACAGAUGGAGCGCCAACAGAUGGAACGCCAGCGCAGCGAACAUCACCCUGUCCAGAGUCACACCGGCUCGAUCCCCCUUCACCAGCCCGUGGCUUCGAAAGUCCCCAACUCCAUCCACGGCCCGAAUGGCCUCCUUUCGAAUCUCGGUAGCAAUCCGUCAAAUGGACCUGGAGGGAGCGUACAGCCUUCCGGCGGCCCGGCCAGCCUCUUUGGCGGCCCGCAGAUGCAGCAACAUGGCGAAGGCACCCCUCGGUCGUACAUGCAAUAUCCGGGUGGACCAGCCAUGAUGGGACACAAUGGGCAGGCACAGCAGAUCCCUGGAAGUGUAGCGGCUCUUGCCCAGGGCCAGCAGCCGAUUCUCAAUGCAAGUCAUCCGAUUGGACCCGCCGCAUCUCUCGGAGAGCCGAGCGCUAACAGUGGGUUCGUGGUGCAGGAUGCCCUUAGCUACUUGGAUCAGGUGAAAGUGCGAUUUUCCGACCAGCCCGAUGUUUACAACCGCUUCCUGGACAUAAUGAAGGAUUUCAAGAGUCAGGCAAUCGAUACUCCCGGUGUAAUUCAACGCGUCUCUACCCUCUUCAAUGGCCACCCGGCUCUCAUUCAGGGCUUCAACACCUUCCUCCCACCCGGCUACCGAAUCGAGUGCGGAACUGAGGAUAACCCAGAUGCCAUUCGAGUUACCACACCCUCUGGCACAAAUACACUGAGUAUGCCGCGUGCAGGACGUCCAUUCGAGACUACGACAAUAACCGAGUCCGGCCCCUCCAGUGGUGGCCCUGGACGCCCUGAUUACUACGAGCAAUCUCGUCCGGGAUGGCAACAAGCUCAGCAACCACAGAGUCAACAAGGCCACCCAGGCUCAUAUUCUCCUGGCUCGCGUAUGAUGGGCCCAAGCCUAUACCAGCAGGAGCAAGGACCUGGCCAAGACCCCCACUAUGGCUAUCAGACUCAAGAGCAACAGGGUGCCGCGGCACUGUCCCACCAGCAGGACCACCGUGGUGUUGCUCAGCUGCAAGGCGCUGCCUCUGCCGCUUCUGCCUGGGGAGACCCGGCAUGA